UCUUCAAGGUGUCCACAUGGACCAAACAGUACACGGCGUCAUCCCACAGAGACAUCCCUGCCAUGAAUGAGCUCUCCGCGUGGUUGAUGAGCAAUCUGCCCGCCGACGAUCAGGAAGUCACGCUGGUCCACGGAGAUUUCCGAGUGGACAACUUGGUAUUCCAUCCCACCGAGGCUCGUGUGUUGGCAGUGCUGGACUGGGAGCUGUCUACCACUGGGCAGCCUCUGGCAGACCUGGCAUAUUUCCUCAUGCCUCACUACUGGCCCUUAGGCCUCAACAUUCUGAGCUCUAUGGGUAGCUUGAAAGGAAUAGAAGGUAUUCCCACAGUGGACGACCUGAUUUCCGUUUACAGACGCUGCCGUGGGAUCCCGUCCACUUUGCCGAGCUUAAAUUUCUACUUGGCGCUCUCCUUGUUCAAGAUGGCAGGAAUCGCUCAGGUAUUGGUGGCUCUGGCUUGUAUGGGAAACUUAUAAAUGAGUCUGAGAUUAGCAAGA
Molecule: messenger RNA, 494 nt
Organism: Hippocampus comes (tiger tail seahorse)
Lineage: Eukaryota; Metazoa; Chordata; Actinopteri; Syngnathiformes; Syngnathidae
Product: acyl-CoA dehydrogenase family member 11-like
Exons: 3
Coding region: 63-473 (136 amino acids)
Source: RefSeq, a predicted model, not a curated record